Messenger RNA from Antechinus flavipes (yellow-footed antechinus), 2848 nucleotides. It is a transcript of the gene MEP1A, whose product is annotated as meprin A subunit alpha. Gene Ontology annotation, molecular function: protein binding; zinc ion binding; metalloendopeptidase activity. The record is from RefSeq and is a predicted model, not a curated record. The transcript is spliced from 14 exons. Lineage: Eukaryota; Metazoa; Chordata; Mammalia; Dasyuromorphia; Dasyuridae. Gene Ontology annotation, cellular component: membrane. Gene Ontology annotation, biological process: proteolysis. The coding region runs from base 20 to 2248 and encodes 742 amino acids.
GAUUGUUUCAAUUGCCACAAUGUUUUGUGCCAGGGCCACCUGGAGCCUAUCCUUCAUCUUGUUGUUUGUCUUUGCUGCUUCUAUAUCGAUCAAACCCUUCUCCAAAGAAAGUGAUUUAGAUGCCAGCAACCAAGGGAAAGAUAUUUUAGAAAUCAAUUUAGCUGCUGGUCUGGAUCUCUUUGAAGGAGACAUCUUAUUACCAGAAAACCGAAAUGGACUGAGAGAUCCAACAACAAGAUGGAAAUUCCCCAUUCCUUACAUUCUGGCUGAUAAUCUGGGACUGAAUGCUAAAGGAGUCAUUCUUUAUGCCUUUGAAAUGUUCCGUCUCAAGUCCUGUGUGGAUUUCAAGCCCUAUGAAGGAGAAGACACUUACAUCAUAUUUCAGGAAUUUGAUGGGUGCUGGUCUAUGGUUGGAGAUCAACACACAGGGCAGAAUCUUUCCAUUGGUUCAGGCUGUGACUACAAGGCUAUUGUUGAGCAUGAACUACUGCAUGCAUUGGGAUUUUAUCAUGAGCAGUCAAGGUCGGACCGGGAUGAUUAUGUGAACAUUUGGUGGGAUGAAGUUAUUCCAGGUUAUGAGCACAACUUUGUUACCUACAACGACAGCUACAUAACUGACCUCAAUACUCCCUAUGACUAUGAAUCUCUGAUGCAUUAUGCUCCAUUCUCUUUUAAUAAAAAUGAAAGCGUGCCCACCGUCACGGCCAAGAUCCCUGCAUUUGACGACAUCAUCGGGCAGCGACUUGAUUUCAGCACCAUUGAUUUAGAGAGGCUUAAUCGCAUGUACAAUUGCACUGCAACUCAUACCCUUUUGGACCAGUGCACUUUUGAGAAACAAAACAUCUGUGGCAUGAUCCAGGGAACUAGAGAUGAUGCUGAUUGGAUUCAUGAGAGAGGGGAUGGUCCUGGAAAAGAAGAUCAUACUCUGGUUGGACGAUGCAAAGAGGCAGGUUACUUCAUGUACUUCAACACCAGUUAUGGGCAGACAGAAGAAGCUGCUCUUCUGGAGUCAAGGAUUCUUUAUCCCAAGAGGAAGCAGCAGUGCCUCCAGUUUUACUACAAGAUGACAGGAAGCCCCUUAGACAGACUCGUUGUCUGGGUCAAGAGGGAUGACAGCACUGGCAAUGUCCGCAAGUUGGUCAAGAUACAAACAUUCCAAGGUGAUAAUGAAUAUGGCUGGAAAAUUGGUCAUGUGACCCUCAGAGAGGAAGUUAAGUUCCGCUAUCUCUUCCAAGGCACAAAGGGAGAUCCCCAGAACUCUGCUGGGGGUAUUUUCCUGGAUGACAUCACUCUGACUGAAACACCAUGCCCUAGAGGUGUCUGGAUGGUUCGGAACUUUUCUCAUCUCCUUCAGACCACAGUGAAAGGAGAUAUGGUCUUUAGCCCUCGAUUCUACAGCUCAGAGGGAUAUGGUUAUGGGGUGACCUUAUACCCCCAUGGCAGAAAUGGUACCAGCCGCUCUGGCUAUGUUGGACUUGCUUUUCAACUCUACAGUGGGGAGAAUGAUGCUAUCUUGGAAUGGCCAGUGGAAAAUAGGCAGGCCAUCAUGACAAUUGUUGAUAAUGAUCCCGAUGCUAAGAAGAGAAUGUCAUCCAGCAUGGUGUUCACCACCUCUAAGGAUCAUAUAUCUCCAGACAUAAAUUAUUCUAACAUUUGGGACAGACCGUCCAUUGUGGGGAAAUAUGAGCAGAGUUGUAACUGCUUCAGAGGCAUCUCUUGGGGCUGGAGCGCCAUCAUUUCUCAUGUGCAGCUACAAAAGCGGAAUUUCAUUAAAGAUGACACACUUGUUAUUUUUGUGGAUUUUGAAGAUAUCACCCACCUUAAUCAGACUGAAGUUCCUGUCACCAGCACGAGAAAGAGCUCCUCAGGUCUGAUUCUCCAAAGCCAAGGGCUUCAAACAUCCCAAGAAGAUUCCCACACAGCGACAUUAGAAGGCCAGCCUAGCAACCUACAGAGGCAAACACGGUCUGUAGAGAACACGGGCCCGUUGGAGGAUCACAACUGGCCGCAGUACUUCAGAGACCCGUGUGAACCAAACCCUUGUCAGAAUGAAGGCAUCUGUGUGAACGUGAAAGGAAUGGCAAGCUGCAGGUGUGCCUCUGGACAUGCCUUCUUUUACACUGGAGAACGAUGUCAGGCUAUGCAGGUUCAUGGAAGUAUCUUGGGAAUGAUGAUUGGAGGAGUUGCUGGGACUAUUGUGUUGAGUAUUGUCAUCAUCUCCAUGAUGUCCCAAAGGAGAUCAAUGUGAGCAGACUAUUGAGAUCCCUGGAGUACUUACCCUAUAACCACUUUUCCUUUUCUUCUUUUAGUACAGACUAAGUGACGUAUUACGAUCUUCCUCCUAAAUUGACAUGCUCCAUGUUUCUUGCUUUUUAAUUCCCUCAUUUGAGUACAGUACUAAAUGAUUUAGAAAUUAUUUGGCUCUUAUUACAAGUUACAAAAGGAAGUUCCAUCAGGUGAAUUCAACCAUGAAUUUUAAAAUCUCCUGUGUCUUUCUCAGCAAUAGUUGAAGUCUUUAAUAAUAAUAAUAGUGACUGACAUUAUAUAGUGCUUUAAGAUUUACAAAACACUUUUACAUAUGGUAUCCCAUUUGAUCUUCACAUCAACUCUGCAGGGUAGUUACUAUUAUAUUCCAUAUUUACAGAUGAGGAAACUAAGGUAGACAGAGCUUAAGUGAUUUACAAAGAUUUAUAAACCUAAUGUUUGAGACUGAAUUUGAAUUUAGGUUUUCCCAAUUCCAGGUUCAGCACUGUAUCCACUAUACCACUUAGUUGGCUUUAAAGGGCCUUCUUAAAGGGCCCUUGUACCGAGUGAUUUAAAAAAAUAAAAUGUUAUUGAUUUUUUUUUA